GGCGCUAUUUCUGUAACUGAAUAGAAGAUCAUCUUUCUUUUCUUUCAUUCGAGUCUCUUGUUUGCUACAGCGGCUGCUAAUACUCUCUCUCUCCCUCUGUGUGUGUAAGUGAGUGAGUGAGGCUCGAGACAGAUCCAGCCAGUCAGACGCCAGCAGUUAAGAGGAGUGCGAGCCGCCUCUGCUCUGUAACCACUCAGCACCACUCUGAACGCUGCACUCGCUGUUGUGUUUCAGGACAGGCAGGGAAGCAGGACCCCGAGAUACCCGGACGACCGGACCAGGGCCAGAUCAGCUCAGAAGACACACCAGUGGACUGGUUAAGCAUUAAUUACUGCAAAUAAGGAGCUUAUUGUAGUCCAGUGGACUGUACACUGUGUUGCACACUGUUACACACUGUACAUAGUACCGAUGCCGGAGCUUUCUUCAAGAAGGAACCCUGAGCUUCAGUGAGGGAUGGAUCCGUGCCAGGGAAGCAUGUAGGGGACAGGAUCAUUUUGGAACAGUAGAGACCUGCUGCUGUGACAUUUUGACAAAGGUGUGGUGGUUGAACUCUGUGGCAGAUCAAGUUUGGAAGGUGUUUUUGUUUCAUUCUGUAAAUAAUAUAAAAUAAUAAGAUUCUGUGACCUGUGGUUGAGCUGUCCUGUAGAGCCUGUCUGCUCAGUGUGACUGCAUGUGGAGCUGUGAUUUUGUCAUCCUGUUCAUGUGCCAUUCCCAUUAUUGUGUCCAGCAGCUGCAGCUCCACUGCAGCCUAUCUGUGCUCAGUGUGUGUAUCAGUGUGGGUUAUUCACAGUGCUGCUAUGCAGACUGACUGGAGCCACGCUCAGACAGCUCGACUGUAACCCCAAUUCUGGGGCACAGGCCUGGACUGCUUGCACAGAAAGGAACCUUUACAGCUGAGGAAAAACUCCCUGCAAGUGUUGAUCCAGAGGGACGACUCGUGCGGAAUAGCAGAUGUUACACAGCUUUGUGUCCUAAUGUAGCAAGAUUAUUCAGGAUGCUGCUAUGCAGACAGAGUGGAGCCACAGAAAACCUGCUGGUGAAGUUAAAGUAACACACACAACUGUGCAGCUUCUGUUAGUGCAGUUAGUGUUACACAGCUGAAAGUUUGUCUUAUUGAACCAAACUCACACUAGUUGAGUAUGAGUACAUUCUAAAUUAAAGUCUCACAUAGACUGGGACCAAAAGUUGUGUCAAAGUCCCCAUUGACUUUCUUACAGUAAUGAAGCAAAUGCUUCCAGCAAGAGAAAGUUCAGAAAGAUGACACUCAGUGAGUGAAAUAUUUUGUUGGACAGGCUUUAGUUCAGUUUAAUUUACAUUUUGCAUAUUGAAAAUAAGAUUUGUUGUUUCACUUCAGCUUGUUAGUUACACUAAUUGUUGGAAAAUGAAGAACCCUCAUCCACUGACUAAUACCUGGAAUAGAUCCAUGAACAAAGACCCAGUACUGAUCACUGCACCAGGCACUAACAAGAAGUUCAAGAGGAAGUCCCGGGAGCCUAAGAGGCUUUUCAGCGACCCUGAGCCUGAGAGGAUGAAAACCUACCCAGCGGACAUGUCUGAUGUGGACUCUGUGGAUGAGACAGAGGCUUGUAGUGUCAGCAGGUUGGCUCCAUUACAGAGGCAGCUGAUGAUGUCACAGGAGGCGAUGGCCAGCACUGCAGGGAUUCUGUCAGGACUGCCAGAACGCAACGUAGCUCCAGCUCAGAGUGGUGCCUUAGACAUGAGAAUUGGGAUUAAUGUGCCUGCCAUCACUUCUAAACCGUCCCAGUUACCUGCCUCUCCAUUUUCUAACCCAGAGAUCUCCCACUGGCCCACGGCCAUCUCCCAGCCUCUGUCCAACAGACUCAAACUGGGCCUCCGCUCCACUUUCCCUCUGUCAACGUCUACCAGCAGCAGCCAUAGCCACUCACCCAGCCAGCAGGCCUUCUCCCUGGAUCCCCCUCAGUCAGGCCAGAGUGCAGCUCUCUCAGUCCCUAGAGCCUCCCAGACCUCCCAGUGUCACGAUCACACGACGCCCCAGGUCCAGUCACCUAAGG
Molecule: messenger RNA, 2033 nt
Organism: Morone saxatilis (striped sea-bass)
Lineage: Eukaryota; Metazoa; Chordata; Actinopteri; Moronidae
Product: protein atonal homolog 8-like
Molecular function (GO): DNA-binding transcription factor activity; protein dimerization activity
Source: RefSeq, a predicted model, not a curated record